GCUGCAGCUCUUUCCUUAAGUCUGGCCAUCUGUCACCUGCGUUGCUUCCUAGGGACAGAUAGUCCACCUCCAUCGCUCCAGAGACCUGAUGUCAGCUGCGUGAGGAAGGGGGGACUCGCCUUCUGCGGCCAAGCUGGAAGAGGAAGAGCUGCCCCUGUGGAGUGGAGGACUGGACAUGUCUGAGGCUCUGUCCUGCUCCAGCAAUGAGACCCCUGCCCCAGACUGCCUGCUGGGGGCCCUCUACUGGGCCUGUGUUCGAAACGACUCUGCCCAGCUUCAAGCCACGCUGGAUGAGGGGGUCUCCCCAGAGGAGGCCACCCAGGUGGAUGGCAACGGGAGGACAGGCCUCAUGGUCGCCUGCUACCACGGCUUCAGGAGUGUUGUGGCCCUACUCAGCCGCUGUCCUUUCCUGGAUGUGAACCAACAGGACAAAGAAGGAGACACAGCCCUCAUGCUGGCUGCCCAAGCAGGUCACGUGCCUCUGGUGAGUCUCCUGCUCAACUACUACUCAGGCCUGGACUUGGAGCGGCGAGACCAGCGGGGGCUAACAGCGCUGAUGAAGGCUGCUGUUCGGAACCGCUCUGAAUGCGUGGCUGCCCUCCUCAUGGCAGGUGCUGAUCUGACAGCAGUAGAUCCUGUUCGGGGCAAGACUGCCCUGGAGUGGGCGAUGCUGACCGACAGCUUCGACACGGUGCAGAGGAUCUGGCGGCUGCUGCGGCGGCCCCACGUGGAGCAGCUCAGCCAGCAUUACCAACCGGAGUGGCCAGCCUUGCCCAGGCUCGUGGCCCAGGCCAAGGGCCACGUUGCCCCAUCUAUCCUAGAGAGAUUACAGGCCUCCUUGAGCCUCCUCUUUGUUCAGUCUCCUCAGGAAGGAGGUGUCCUCGACCACCUUGUGACCAUCACGACCAGCCUAGCCAGUCCCUUCCUCACCACUGCCUGCCACACUCUGUGUCCUGACCGCCCACCUGCACUGGGAACCCGAAGCAAGUCUGUGCCAGAGCUGCUAGGCACUGCUCCUCCCCCUCCUCUGGUACCCCAGCCCCUACAGGUAGUCCCUGGCCCCCAGGAUCUCACCCCUUACCAGAGUCCUCAGAGUGUGUUGAGCAUGUGCUCUCAAUGGUUACAGCCUAGGGACAGUACCAGUCCCAAGCUCCAAGUCCCCAAGAUCCUCCUCUCCAAGGCGCCCUCAUCUCCCAGACAAUGCAAACCAGAGCUCAGGCCUGCUGGGCAUCGCAGGCUGGCCCUCCCUAUCUGGCGAUACCAGGAGCUCAGGAUGCAGAGGAGGAGUCAGGAGGAGGCCAGGUAUGCACAGAGCUAG
Messenger RNA from Miniopterus natalensis, 1318 nucleotides. It is a transcript of the gene ANKRD33, whose product is annotated as ankyrin repeat domain 33. The record is from RefSeq and is a predicted model, not a curated record. Gene Ontology annotation, molecular function: protein binding. NCBI's taxonomy places the organism in Eukaryota, Metazoa, Chordata, Mammalia, Chiroptera, Miniopteridae.